UUAUUCUUCAAACACUCCCCUCUCUUCCCCUCCCAAUUCUCCUUUAUCCCUGUGUAACCCCCUUUUAUGCUAGAGUCCCAGGACCGCAUAUUCUCAAAUAGCAGUAGAUACUAGGGUUUCUGUUUGCAAAUGGUUUUUUUGAUCUUAUGGUUGGCUUUGUUUGAAAGAGGAACAUUUGAAAUAGCAGUAAUCACCCCAAGCCAUGUUCUUGUGUCCUCUGUUUUUCCUCCUGUGCCUCCCUGUCCUGCCCAGCACCAACCCCAGAAACCACAAUUCUGAUGACGUAAUGUCACAACCCCCAUCAUCACCACCGGCAGGCAAGUCCAAGAACUCUGUCCCCAUCACAGGAGGUUUCAGCACAAAGGUUGGCCACGACUGUACCUGGGAUACAUCUGGUGAUGUUGUGGUGAACCUGCUGGUUAGCUGUAGGUCUGGGGAACAGACCUACUGGUGCCGCUAUGCUGGACAGCCAAAUUUGUGCCAAGCCUACCAUAACAGAAAGGCAAAGGUUGGGCACUGGAAACAACUAAUAGGCAAGUUGAAGAAGAGGAGGAAUGCAUGUGACGGGAAGAAGGUGCUGAAGACCCGCAACUGCAAGGCCCCCCUUAAAUCACACAUGAAGCUCAAAGAGAAGGGGAAAAGCACAGGAAAUAAGGAUACCGUGAUCAAGGUUCCUGAAAGGGUACAGAAGGAGGGGAGGAAAGAGAAAAAUGAAAAAAGGACACAGUUGUCAGAGGAGAGGGAAGGCAUUCGGGAGUUGAAUGAUACUGAGCUUGUGGGAAGUUACUGUGCAGAGGGAUGGCAUUCUGUUUGCUCUUUCUUUGUAAGGUUUUUGCUUGGUUAAAUCUCUUGUUUUUCAAAUGUUAGAAAAGGGACACAGCUGAUCAACUCAGUUGGAUAAGUUCAAAAACUAAAGAUCAGGUCUUAAUUCUUUGCAAGAUAGCAAUACAUGUGUAUAAAGCAUAGAGCCUAAACAAGAGAGAAUUUUACUUUCAGCAACUCUGACACAAUGUAAACCAAAUUCAUAUUUGGUCCAAGAAAAGUCUGGAGGGUGCUUCUGUGUAUUUUAUUGUGAAACUAAUCUUAUUAUCUACAGAUGUUGGGUAGACAAUAUUUAGCAAAUUUGCAGUCACUACACUUAUGUAUUUUGUAACUUUACCCCAGCAUAUAAAAUUUUACCUGUGAAUAAAUAUCCUAUAUCAAAUAUGAACAGUUAUCUGUUAGUUGGGAAUAAAACAAUAGCAUUUUAAAUAUUCAUAUGCCAAUAAUUAUUAGUUUAUUUGGAUCCCAGUUUGCUCAAGCCAGUACAGCAGCUUAUCAUUCUGAGGUGCAGAGAAAAAACAUAAUAAAUAAAAAAAACACUAACUAUGACCGCUGAUGAAAAUGACAAUGUAUAAGUCAUUUCAGAAUGUCUGAAUAUAAAAAAGACAUUUGAUUUGGUGUCCCUUCCUAAAUUGGAUCAAUAUUUGGUGUUAGUUCAU
Messenger RNA from Esox lucius (northern pike), 1481 nucleotides. It is a transcript of the gene fgfbp3, whose product is annotated as fibroblast growth factor binding protein 3. Gene Ontology annotation, molecular function: growth factor binding. Gene Ontology annotation, biological process: cell-cell signaling. The record is from RefSeq and is a predicted model, not a curated record. NCBI's taxonomy places the organism in Eukaryota, Metazoa, Chordata, Actinopteri, Esociformes, Esocidae. Bases 203 to 844 code for a protein of 213 amino acids. The transcript is spliced from 2 exons.